GUUAGCUCCGCCGGCGGCGCACGUGACCGGAAGCGGCUCCCGGCGGCGGCGGGAUGGCGGCGGAGGGAGACGUGGAGCUGGAGCUGGAGACGGAGCCGAACGGCUCCGGCGGCGGCAGCGAUGGGGCGGGCGGGCGUGCGGCCGAGAAGCCGCGGAAGCACGACAGCGGCGCGGCGGACUUGGAGCGCGUCACGGACUACGCGGAGGAGAAGGAAAUCCAGAGCUCCAACCUGGAGACGGCCAUGUCGGUGAUCGGAGACCGGAGAUCCCGGGAGCAGAAAGCAAAGCAGGAGAGGGAGAAAGAACUGGCAAAAGUGACCAUCAAGAAGGAGGACCUGGAGCUGAUUAUGACGGAGAUGGAGAUCUCCCGGGCCGCAGCGGAGCGCAGCCUGCGCGAGCACAUGGGCAACGUGGUAGAGGCCCUGAUCACCCUCACCAACUGAGCCGGGCCACGGGCAUGACUCUCACUGCACCAAUAAAGGCACUGGUGAGA
Molecule: messenger RNA, 493 nt
Organism: Pseudopipra pipra
Lineage: Eukaryota; Metazoa; Chordata; Aves; Passeriformes; Pipridae
Gene: HYPK
Product: huntingtin interacting protein K
Exons: 4
Coding region: 54-443 (129 amino acids)
Biological process (GO): protein stabilization; negative regulation of apoptotic process
Source: RefSeq, a predicted model, not a curated record